AUGUGUAUAAGACUGGGGGGAUGCUGUCGUGCCGUCCGACAGCACAUCUUCUACGCCCUGAGCUAUGUCGCUAUGCCUGGCUUCUGGGCCGAGACUCUGAUCUCCCAGAUGCUCGGUCUCAACUCACAGACGAGUUUCCGCAUGUUUCCUCCGGCAGACAUCGUCCACGGCUUCGACACGAGCAUAGCAUAUAGCAAUGCUCUGAUGAUAAUUAUGUGCAUACCCUACUUUCAGGCCAGUCCUUCCAUGCAAUUCUGCAUCAUGCUUGCUCGCUUCAUGAUUGACCACGGCAAGUGGAAGCUUGCCUGGCGCGUUGGGAAUUUAAUCAUGAUCUUGUGA
Trichoderma citrinoviride is the source of this 339-nucleotide messenger RNA. RefSeq lists its product as hypothetical. The record is from RefSeq and is a predicted model, not a curated record. The transcript has 4 exons. Lineage: Eukaryota; Fungi; Ascomycota; Sordariomycetes; Hypocreales; Hypocreaceae. Bases 1 to 339 code for a protein of 112 amino acids.